Molecule: messenger RNA, 443 nt
Organism: Bursaphelenchus okinawaensis
Lineage: Eukaryota; Metazoa; Nematoda; Chromadorea; Rhabditida; Aphelenchoididae
Source: the annotation of a GenBank genome assembly
AUGGUAAUACAAAAGCGAUAUGCGAACAGAAUGGGUGGUACUGAAUUGCUUUUUAACUAUAAUAAACAGUUCUCUAUAUUGAUAAUGGCAAUAACAAGCGCUUAUGGUAAACAUUGAACAUGAAAACUACAGUAUACUGACGCAAAAAAUAGAAACAAAAACCUUGGCUUUGGCCUUAGUUUAAGCCUAAGCCUGAGCCGAAACCUGAGCCUGAGUCUGAGCCUGAGCCGAAGCCAGUGUCAAAGCCUAAGUCUGAGCCUGAGCCUGAGUCGAAGCCAGAGCCCGAGCCAGAGCUUCAGCCUGAGCCUGAGCCUGAGCUUGAGCCUGAGGCGAAGCCAGAGUCAAAGCCUGAGCCUGAGCCUGAGCUUGAGCCUGAGCCGAAGCCAGAGUCAAAGCCUAAGUCUGAGCCUGAACCUGAACCUGAGCCUGAGCCUAAGCCAUAG